Molecule: messenger RNA, 1723 nt
Organism: Fusarium redolens
Lineage: Eukaryota; Fungi; Ascomycota; Sordariomycetes; Hypocreales; Nectriaceae
Exons: 1
Coding region: 176-1414 (412 amino acids)
Source: RefSeq, a predicted model, not a curated record
CAGUAUAGGCGGAGCUGUCCUUCCUGUUAUUCACUCCAGUAUUACCUUCUUAUCCACAGGAGGGUAAUUAUUUCCAUAGGGCUUAUUUUCAGGGGAAUCUGUAAAGCUCAAACUUCUUUUUAGUCCUGCAUCCUAACCAGAAGCCCAAAUCGAGAACCCUCUGGAGAGACCAAGGAUGACCGUGUUUAUUAAUCCUCUGUUAUACCAAAGCCAAGAGAUCGCCGUUUCUGACUGGAUCACUCUUCUCACUCUUUGUUUAGCUCCGCUCAUUGCGCAUGUUCUCAUCGGCGCGCCUUCACCGACUUAUCUUUCGCUGAGUCGACCACCUUGGCAUGAACGAAUAUGCCACUAUAACCCGACCUCUAUUCUCUGGCGAUAUGGAGCAAUCACUGACCGUCGCAUUCGGGCCAAGAAUUGGGAUAGAUUCGAUCUCGCUGCCAGCAAUGCUUUGUUUUGGACUGACCAAGGCUGGGAUGGAUCUGAAGAGAUGAUCGCGUACAGCCGACCGCGUUGUGUGCAACUACCCGAUGGAGACAGGGUCACCCUGUUGUCAAGAGAUGCAAUCAAAACUCUCAUUAUCACCGUUCAGGGCAUGCAGGCCAUCAUCCUGCUAUUGGGCAGUCAAAUCGACCCAUCUGCCCCAAGCUUCACACUGUUGAUGGCUGUCGACAUUAUCUUCUUUCCCAUCGCACUUUUCGGGUUGCUGAGGCUGUGCAGCUGUCUCUGGCUUACGGACGAGUUCUCGUUCGCUUCGAUGGAGGACAUCCCUGCAGGUUCUCCACAGCCGCUCGGCUGCAGCACAACAUCCUUCGAGCUUUUGGCUGCCAAUCCUGCGACAAUUGAGCCCCAGAGAUUCUAUACCUCAGCCUUCUGGGGCAGCAGAAUGUUUCGAUUCACGUAUGCUCUAGUCCUCCUUGCACUCCUGGGGUUGGCCUUGUCGUUCAUGGUCCCGCGCGGAGACACUUUCUACACUACGACGACUUUCGUGGUGAUUAUCUUCUACCUGGGCGUGAUCGGAAUGACUGCUCUGAUAACUGCCUGGUACAUGGGGAUUAAGGGAGCAAAAUCUACUGUCUUGCCUUGCAUCUCAUCAACCUGGUACAAGUUCUACACUGGCGCUCUGUUGGGCUUUGGAAUUGCCGUGAUUGUCAUCGCAUGCAUUGAGACCCGCAAGACUCCCUGCGGAAAAUUCACAAGCGGUCCAGGUAUACAGGCUGAUUUGUUAGCAUGCUUGCGCGGAAAAUUCGACAAGAUCGAGCACCAUGACAUUAUUGACGGCCCAUACAAUGGCACUGUCAGUUAUGGUUUCCAGCGUCCCAACAAUGCUAGCUACGUAGUAGCUCACUACGAAGACGAUCAGCAAAAUGCUUUCAAUUUCACUAGGAUGUGUUUCAGCAGCAUGUUUGGAAUCUAACGGUGUAAUCAAGGCCAGCAAGCGAGAACAGACGGAAAGGCUCGACUGAGGUCUUAGCAAAAGCCUGUACGCUAUGAGUAUAAUACAGUUGCAAAAGUGUUGAAGAUGGAAGGAAUGAGAGAGGAGUUGUAACUAAUAAGAAUUCUUUGGCAAUGAAAUGGCUUGCCAGGGAUCAGGCAGUUACAGCAUGAUGAAGGGGACGGGAACUGAAGAAGAAAACUAAGUCAGCGUACUGGCUUGCCUCAUGGCCACGAGUUUUCAAUCGAGGAAAUAGACAGCGAUAGAUGAAAAGCGUGGACAGAAUCCCAC